GCACGGUUCUUGCUCUUGCGAACCCCUCCACAGCCGUUCUCCAAGGAGUGAGGAAGCUCACAAAAACAACCUUUCUUGAUUUGAAAGACAAAAAACAAGCAAUAGCAACCAACCAAACUACUAGAUCUAGUAGUCUAAUACAAACAAAAAUCCAAAAUGCCCCAAGUGAUUGAUGCCGGUGUUGCCAACCAUUCGGUCAGUGCGACCUUUAUGAAACUGGUCAAUGUGCACCACGAAAUGGACUUGGCUGAUUUUGAAGAAAUUGUCAAGUUUCUGAAGGAAAAUAUUGAUGGUGUGAUUCAUGAUGUUCACAAAAUGGACAAGCUGAUCUUGGACGACGGAGAGACCAUGCUGAACUGUCCUCCUGCCCCCGAAGCCAAAGACAGCCAUGGCAACGAAUUGAUUCGUACACUCAGCGAAAAGCAGACGUCCCUGGGAAUUGCUGUCAAGCGAGAAGUCAAGGUGCACGUCCUUGGACCAGACCCAGAUGAUGCCACCAAGACCAGAAUUGAAAUUCGUGAAGAUAUGGUCAAGGGGGGAGAAGAUGGAAAGCCAGUCUUUACCGAGCACCGCGAGACCAUCAGCAUUGCCCGCAAUGCGUAAGAAAAUGAAAGUGUUGAGACAGUGGUUGCGGGCUUGGUGACAAUCUGCCAAUACAUACUACCCUACAGUGUACCUUGAUGUAGCCAGCUUUGACCCGAAGAACAACCACUCCCCCAACUUUGAACAACAAUCCAUGAGUUCUGGCACAUGCUGGACUACAUUAUAAUAAAAUACCAAAACAAUAAAAAAGGAGCCUAAUAAAUAGUCAAGACCACACAGUCCUACUACCAGGUAGUUGUAGCCACCUCGGAAGGACUAUAUCAACAAACAAAUCCACCAUCCACCGACGUAGCGUAGCAUUUCUAUCGUUUUCUAACUAAUCCUCGACUCACA
Seminavis robusta is the source of this 936-nucleotide messenger RNA. The record is from the annotation of a GenBank genome assembly. NCBI's taxonomy places the organism in Eukaryota, Bacillariophyta, Bacillariophyceae, Naviculales, Naviculaceae.